This is a messenger RNA of Staurois parvus, 903 nucleotides long. The record is from the annotation of a GenBank genome assembly. NCBI's taxonomy places the organism in Eukaryota, Metazoa, Chordata, Amphibia, Anura, Ranidae.
AUGGCACAGAGUCUAAAGGAACUUGCUAGCCGGUUUGCUGGUGGGCCCCGUGGUAUGGGGACGGGUCUGAAACUAUUGCUGGCAGCUGGAGCCUUGGGUUAUGGAGUCAGAGAGUCCGUCUUCACAGUGGAGGGAGGUCACAGAGCCAUCUUCUUCAACCGCAUCGGUGGAGUUCAGCAGGACGCCAUCCUCGCUGAGGGUCUUCAUUUCAGGGUUCCCUGGUUCCAAUAUCCAGUUAUCUACGACAUCCGAGCAAAGCCCAGGAAAAUCUCCUCCCCCACAGGGUCCAAAGAUCUGCAGAUGGUAAACAUCACACUACGUGUCCUGUCCCGACCAUUGGCCUCUGAGCUGCCCCAUAUGUACCAGAGGCUCGGCCUGGAUUAUGAAGAGAGGGUCCUGCCUUCCAUUGUCAAUGAAGUUUUGAAGAGCGUGGUGGCAAAUUCAACGCUUCACAGCUGAUCACACAGAGAGCUCAGGUCUCCCUCCUGAUCCGUAGAGAACUGACAGAAAGAGCCAAGGACUUCAGUAUUAUCCUGGACGACGUGGCUAUCACUGAACUGAGCUUCAGUAAGGAGUACACAGCAGCUGUGGAGUCCAAGCAAGUCGCCCAGCAAGAGGCCCAGCGAGCUCAGUUUUUGGUGGAGAAAGCCAAGCAAGAUCAGAAACAGAAGAUCGUUCAGGCGGAAGGAGAGGCUACAGCUGCCAAAAUGAUCGGUGACGCCCUCAGUAAGAACCCCGGGUACCUGAAGUUGAGGCGGAUCCGGGCAGCUCAGAGCAUCUCUAAGACGAUCGCUUCCUCCCAGAACCGGGUGUACCUGAAUGCUGACAAUCUAGUCCUCAAUCUUCAGGAUGUGACCUUCACCAGACAGUGAUACCCUGGUGGCUAAACAAGCAAAGAAAUGA